GCUACGUGUCACUUCUUGCCGUAUGGCAGGCAUUUCUGCGUCUUGUGUGCAGGAGCUAUAUAAGGGCCUAUCCCAUUAUACCAUUAUAAGUUGGCCAUUGUACCUGUUCCGUAAGUUGGUCGAAUUGAGGAGGGAUAUUGGUCGAGUAUACGCAAAAACAAAGCGGAGAAAGGUUAUAAGGGAGCGGGAAGAAUUUUUGAUAAGAAAUAUAUCGAAUAUAAUGGAAAAUAGUGAAAGUGGAGACGAUGGUGGUCCUUUAGGGACAACGACGUUUCUGGGAGGAAACAAUGUUUCUGCGUCUUACAUCGGUGUUCAAUCAGACGAUAUGGAAGAUGACCCUGAGAAUACAGAUGACUCCAAUCAUGGUACCGGGGAUCCUUUGCAGGGUACAGCUGGUACCGGUAGCAGUGUGCCUCUUCGAGAGCAGGAUCGUUUCUUGCCGAUCGCGAACGUCGCAAAAAUCAUGAAACGAGCCAUUCCAGAAGCCGGCAAAAUAGCUAAGGAUGCACGAGAAUGCGUGCAGGAGUGUGUGUCCGAGUUCAUAUCGUUUAUCACCUCGGAGGCGAGUGACCGGUGUCACAUGGAGAAGCGCAAAACUAUUAACGGUGAGGACAUUCUGUUCGCUAUGACUACGCUCGGCUUCGACAAUUACGUCGAGCCGCUGAAGAUGUAUCUGCAAAAGUACCGCGAGGCAACGAAAGGUGACAACCCGCCCAACGCUGGCAACGGCAAAACGGAAUCGCAGACCACCAUAUACGACGACUCCUCGCUAUUCGCCAUCGCGCCGGCCCCAGGUCCCACCACGGCUGACGCUACUCCCGUCAUCUAUAGUUACUCCACCAACGAACAAAUGCAGUUCCAGCUUUCCUGAUUACUGCGAAUUAAAGUGAUGCCGUUAUACAUCUGUUCUAAGACACACUGUGUGACGUGUGGGAGUAUGGACGCGAAAGUAACUUCGUAUCGUUGCCGUAUAAAACUGAUCUUGCGAAAAAGAGAAACUGCUAGAGAGACGGCUGUGAUGGCGAAGUACUUUACAUUUUAACUUCCGAAUAUGAUAAGACAGUUGCAAGAGAGAGAGAGAGAGAGAGAGAGAGAGAGAGAAAGAGAGAGAGAGAGAGAAAUAGAGAGAGAGGGGGGGGAGGAGAGAUAGAAACGGAACAAACAAGUGUCGCGCUGAAGUAAUCUUGUAAACAAGCUGAAGUAAGCAAGUAAACCUUGAAAAAAGCAAAACUUGUAAGCAUGGACGUAAAUAAAUCGAGAGACCUUUCGUGAGAGACCCGUCGACGACGGCGAUGGUUCCUUUACUUCUUCGUACACGACAAAAGGGUAGAAAAACAUGGCCGAUUCUUUUCUUUCUCUAUUGUUAAGCACUAGAGAAACGCAUUAGAGGCUACUCUUGUUUAGGAUGCGGUGAGUCUGCGACAGAGAAAAAAACGGUUCAGGCCGCGACUAAGUAGGCUAGAUCGAGCGUCGCAUGCGAGAACCGGCAGUAGAUCGGCGUUUAUAGAAUUCAUUUCGUAAAAAACGUUCGUUCGGAUCGCGACGCGCGCGCGCGGUCGCUUCUUCAUUCCGGCAAUUGGGCAGGCGAGAGCAGGAGCUCGUGUCCCUUCGUCGCCGGUGACACGGAGCGGCUCUUAGGCGCGGCCGAUUGCCGAUCCUGUUGAUGAUGCCGCUGUUGUUGCUGCUGCGACUGCUGACGCUGCUGUUGCGCCGGCGGCAACAACGAAGCGGUCGACAACGUCCCUGUUGGUCGUGCCUCGGCCUUCCUCGCCUUCUCUUUUUUGUGCGAGGCGACAUGACAGAAUCGCCAGCGGCAGGGGCCGCAACGGCACAGACAGAGGCACAGUAGUACGCGAAACAGACAGCACAGCAGCCCGGCGCAGAGCAACGACGGGCCGACCAGCCUCAGCUCCGGGCUGAGGAAGCCCUUCUCGCCGGUGCCGACGAACGAGAUAAUUAAACCGAGCGCUGUGGUCCCUAAGCCCGCAUAGAGCACGGUAUUGACCGCCGCGCUGACCUCUCCUCUCUGGCGAACGGCGUUACUGCUGUCAUCUUCCUCGUCGUCCUCGCCGCUGCUGCCGUAGCAGUAACUGGCGUCCCGUAUCUGCAACAGAAUUUCCCACGGUGUUGGUCUCUCGUAGGAUCCUCGCCGGAUUUAUCGUCUCUCGCGCUUAACGGAUUGGAAAUGUAAUUAGGUUUGGAAAUGUUUGUACAUCUUGAGAAAAUAUCAGCGGAAUAGCUCGAAUUUGUAAUGCGCAAUGCGAUGAAAAUAAUCUUGUUUAAGGGGCAACAUCACGCUAGAAAUCUUCACAAACUAAUUCUCAUCGCGUUAUCCGAAAGGUCAUACGGUUUUGGACAAUUUGUUUAAAGAUUUUUUGGAAAUUUAUGAAGUUGUAGGAGAAUUUAUGAAACCCUGUCGAAACAUGUAGGGCGCUGGGGGUUUUUAAACACAUCUUUCGAGACUAUUUUUUGAAGAAUUGGUCUGGAAGAUAUUUGGAAAGCUAUUGAUUCGACUUUUUCUUUACGACAAAUUUUUUGUCUGUUUUUUUCUGUUUUCUUUUUUUUUUUAACUCUGAGACAGAUACAAAAAACUAUUUUUGUUGAAAAUUCGUAAUUUUUUUUAUGAAACCUGUUAUUUUGUGAAAACGAAACUUUUCUUCUAGCUCGUUAUAAAACAUGUUUUAAAUAAACAUAUAAAUUUUUCAAAACAUGCAUUCAUUGUAAAAUUACCUUUAAAAACAAAGUUUGUUACUUAAAAAAGUAUUCCUAAAGAUUCUCUCCUUUUUUGCUCGCCAUGGUGUUCUCCCUUAAAGAAACGUGCAAGAUGAAAGAAAUGGAAAUUUCAGAUUAUUCCGCGGUUAUUCCGCGUUAAUUUUUUACUUAUUCAUCUUAGACGUUUCGCAGAUAUAGGAAUUAUUAUGUAGAAAUAUGUGGGAAUUGUCGCUCUGAUGCAUCUGACCCGCAUUCUACAAAGCACGAAUGACAGUUUCCAUUAUUUAUGGUCCCAUAUGAAUUGUCGACAAAUUUACCCUGUUCCUCUUCAUCCAUCGUCGAUGCGCUUCGCAUUGCUUCGUUUUGUAACCAUCUCCGCGACAUCCUGGUGAUGUGGGGGAUAGAGGAAGUGAAGGUCUGUUGCACCCUUGCCAGGCUGCCUUACCGGGUCCCUGACCGCCACACUGAAAUAUGUGACUCUCAGACAUAUCAUUAAGAGUAAUUUCGACGGCGAUUUCAAUAUAAACUGGUCUUUACACCGGUCCCCUAACUGUGGUCCUCUAACAAUGUGAUUACUCGACAUUCCGAGUGGUUUUAUCCCUUAGAAAAGGAAAGAGAAUAAAAACAAGUAGGGAACCGUGACAAAUCGCCGCAAGACCAGCGCUGUGAUUUUACGUGUCUUUAUUCUCUUUCCCUUUCUAAGUUGAUUGCACCUCUUAGGAACUUCUUCCCAAACUUAUUCUCUUUUCUUUCUUUCAGUGGGUUUCGUGGGUUUUUCUAACACAUUAUAACAUAUGUAUGUAUUUUAAUUAUACACUGACUCUAAAUUAUUUAUGUAAAGUUAGCGCUAACUUUCCGUGUGAGAAAAUAUAUGUGUGAGAAAUAUAUAUAUGUAUCUAAGA
This is a messenger RNA of Odontomachus brunneus, 3614 nucleotides long. It is a transcript of the gene Nf-YB, whose product is annotated as nuclear transcription factor Y subunit beta. Gene Ontology annotation, biological process: regulation of transcription by RNA polymerase II. Gene Ontology annotation, cellular component: CCAAT-binding factor complex; nucleus. Bases 23 to 871 code for a protein of 282 amino acids. The transcript is spliced from 2 exons. Gene Ontology annotation, molecular function: DNA-binding transcription activator activity, RNA polymerase II-specific; RNA polymerase II cis-regulatory region sequence-specific DNA binding; protein heterodimerization activity. The record is from RefSeq and is a predicted model, not a curated record. NCBI's taxonomy places the organism in Eukaryota, Metazoa, Arthropoda, Insecta, Hymenoptera, Formicidae.